CAUUGUCAAACAGUUGUGUUUAGGGCCUGUAGAAGCAAAGUUAAAACCCAACCACACCCAUCAUUCAACUUUACUCUCUCUCUCUGAGAAAGAAGUAGGAAGAAAGAAAAAGCUUUUCAUACCUCUCUCUUUCAGCUUUCAUGGCCGAGGGACAGUGAUAAUUUCAAAAGAGGAGAUAUUAGCUGGGUUGACGUCCAAGGCCCGGCACCACCAGACCGUCGAUUACGGAAUUCUAGAGAGAGAAACAAACAGUGGAAGUAGAAACUCUGUUGCUGGUAUUAAAAAGGUCAAACAAACAAUUUCUUUUUUAGCUUCUUCAAUUCUCUUCAUUUCACCUCCUACCCUUCUCUCCUCUCCCUUUCUCCAUCUUUUCUCUCUUAGCUUUCUCCUUCUCUUGCCUCCUUUAUCCUCUCUGCUCACUCUCCGCAGUUUAUCAACUCCAAUUUGGUUUCGUUUUGGCUCCUCGUGGAGUCGUAUCUGCUUUCCUGCACAAACCCAUUUGGAAAGCGAUCGAAAACAAGGAGAAAAGCUUUUUAUCAUUGGUUGUUUGACUGAUUCUUCAUCUGGGUCUUCAAUUUUUUGGGAUUCACGGCUUGUUUCUUUGAUCCCACCUCCACUUUUUCUGUAAUUCUGCUCAGUCUCCCAUGGAAAAGGAGAAGCUUUUUAUGAAUUCUGGUAGCCCACCUCCUCUGAGCUAUGCCGCCUCUUCUUCUUCGCCACCCCCAACCUGGCAUUCUGCGUCUUCUGGCAUGGACGUUCAAGUUGGAGAGCUGAAUUGUUCUUCAGAGCAAAUGCGCAAUUGUUAUGUCAACCUUAAUUGGGAGAAUUCAAUGGAUCAGAGCGGUGCAUUCGAAUCUUCCCUGAGCUCGAUGGUCUCCUCCCCUGUGGCAUCAAAUGCUACCAUCCAUGGCGGCCCCCUCGCCCUCAGAGAACUGAUUGGAAGAUUGGGAAACAUGGGGAACUCUGGCGACAUCUCGCCGCAGUCUCAAACGUUAGGAGGAAGUGCAGUUUCUUAUAUUGGGGGGAAUAACAGUACCAACACUUCCUGUUAUAGCACCCCAUUGAAUUCACCACCCAAGCUUAACCUCUCCAUGAUGGAUCAACAGCUCAGGGGAAAUUUACCCAUUUUGGGAAAUUCAAUGCCAACUCAUCCCAGUUUAGUCCCAUUCUCUACCGAUCCCGGAUUCGCCGAGAGGGCUGCCAGGUUCUCCUGCUUUGGCAAUGGAAAUUUCCGUGGUCUACCAUGCCAAUUCGGCUUUAAUGAAAAUGAAUUCUCAUACAGACCAGCACCAAGGCUGGAAAAUGGGAAGCUUUCUAGAGUCUCCAGCAGCCAGUGUCUCAAGGCUGCUGGAUCUCAGUUGGGUGGUCAGGAGAACAAGGAGGCCCAGUUGCAAGAUGGGUCUGAGACGGAAAUGAGAUCUGCAGCUGCUGCUUCAGCUCUGGCUUCAGAGAGGAAAUUCAGUAAACUACCUGGAUCAUCUACCCCAGAGAGUGCGGAAUUCGCAAGUGCCCGAGAGGAAUCAUCAGCUUCCGAGCAGAUCCCAGGUGGGGAGGCCGGCUUGAAAGGCUCCAACGAUGCUAAUACUAGAAAAAGAAAAGCAGCUCCAAGGGGGAAAGCAAAGGACCCAUCAUCAUCUCCCUCCGGGAAGGAUGAAAAGACUGCAUUAGAGAAAGAGGACCAAAACGCAAAGAAAUGCAAAUCUUCUGACAGCACUGGAAAUGAAAAUAAUGAGUCAAAGGCAAAGGCAGAACCUUGUGGGAGUAAUAACACUGCAGGGGAUGCGGAUCAAAAACAAUCUAAAGAAACCCCAAAGCCUCCAGAGCCUCCAAAGGACUACAUACAUGUUAGAGCAAGAAGAGGCCAAGCUACAGACAGCCAUAGUCUUGCGGAAAGAGUAAGGCGAGAGAAGAUCAGUGAGCGGAUGAAAUUCCUUCAAGAUCUUGUCCCAGGUUGCAAUAAGGUAACUGGCAAAGCAGUUAUGCUAGAUGAAAUUAUAAAUUAUGUUCAGUCACUGCAGCGCCAAGUCGAGUUCCUAUCCAUGAAGUUAGCCACUGUGAACCCCAGGCUGGACUUCAACAUGGAAUCUCUACUUUCAAAGGAUAUACUUCAAUCACGGGGGUCUUUGCCACAUACAGUAUAUCCAUUAGAUUCUUCGGCAUCAACCUUUCCAUAUGCACAACAUACCCAGCAAGGACUACCCCUACAGAGCAGCAUUUCUAAUGUAACAGAAACUCACUGCUCAGUGAACCCAUUAGAUGCCGCACUGCGUCAAAAUGUAGGCAUGCAGUUUCCUCCUGCUGAUGGGUUUGGAGAAUCUGCUCCUCGGGUUGGAACAUUCUGGGAAGAUGACCUCCAAAGUGUUGUUCAGAUGGGUUUUGGACAGAACCAGAGUCAAGCAGUAUUCCAUCCUCAAAGUUUCCAUGGCUCAUUGCCUACUGCCCACAUGAAAAUUGAGCUCUGAUCACCAUUGACUACUAUUCAAUUUGAUCAGGCCCCAGUAAGAGACGCAUUUGUAUAUACAGACAGAAGUUCAUUCCAACCGGCCCAUAAGAUCCUGAACUAUGUCAAUCAAUCAUUAGGAACUAGCAAGAGAAUAUUUUCCUUUUUUCUUCCCUUUUCUUUUUGUUCAUCUGCAACUCAUUCUUUGGGGAAUUCUUACAAGUAUGAUUGUAAAAUUUUAGAACUAAUUGCAUCCUGUGGUGUAAAUUAUUGUAAGUAACACCACAUGUAAGAUGUAACGUGGUAAGAAAAAGGAAGAAGGGUGGGAGGGGAGGGAGGGAGGAAUUUUGCCACCAUCUUCCGAUCCAACCUUGUUGGGCAUAUUACCUUACCAUUCAGAAAUAUUACUAUUAAUUCAUUGAGACUUUUUUUUUCUAAUGAUAAUGUCUCUUUCUUCUUUCACUGUUACUGUUGUAAUUAAACCAGAAAUAUAGAAUAUUGGUACCUCCAUUGGAUGAUUGGAAUGUCA
Molecule: messenger RNA, 2969 nt
Organism: Nelumbo nucifera (sacred lotus)
Lineage: Eukaryota; Viridiplantae; Streptophyta; Magnoliopsida; Proteales; Nelumbonaceae
Product: transcription factor bHLH62
Biological process (GO): regulation of DNA-templated transcription
Cellular component (GO): nucleus
Molecular function (GO): protein dimerization activity; DNA-binding transcription factor activity
Source: RefSeq, a predicted model, not a curated record